UUUCACUCUCAUCUCUCUCUCACAUACACACACUCCCGCCAUUAAAUGCUAUCUCACCCUCUCUAUACGCACUGCAAUUACUCCCCUUUGGCUGACCUAUCUUCUCCACAUCUCUAAUCUGUAUCCCAUUACAUCUUCAAAACCACUUUCUCUCUCUAAAACCCUCUUUUGACUUUACAAAUCCUCGUCCGUUUUCUUUCUCUCUCAUUCCCUCUUAAAUUCCCUUCACAAGAAAGCUAUAAGCCUCAAAAACUCAUCUUUUUUCCUUUUUAUUUCUUAUCAAAAUUUGCUCAUCUCUCUCUCUCUCUCUAUAAGUUUUGUGUUUUUAUCUUGAAGAAUGCAACAUCUAUAUCGUCUCCAACAUGGGCUAACCCUACUUUCUUGAAAGGAGAAUACUAGGGUUUUAUAUAAGAGCUUCAACCAGUCCUGGCUGAUUUUCUGCAACACUUGUACAUAUCCACGUAGAAAAUGUUUCAUCCGAACAUUUUCGACAGCCACCACCACCUUCUCGACAUGGCCCACAACAAGGACCAGGAAAACGAGACGGACCUCAUCAGAGAUGACGAGCUUUAUGGGCCGGAGGCCCAAUCCGGCGACGACCAAGAUCCGGCCCAAAUAAGGCCCAACAAAAAGAAACGGUACCACCGCCACACACAACACCAAAUCCAAGAAAUGGAAUCGUUUUUUAAGGAAUGCCCUCACCCGGACGACAAGCAAAGGAAGGAUCUCGGUCGACGGUUAGGUUUAGAGCCAUUGCAAGUCAAGUUUUGGUUUCAAAACAAGAGGACCCAAAUGAAGAACGACAAGUUGAGAGCCGAGAAUGUACGUUACAAAGAGGCCCUAAGUUGUGCCACUUGUCCGAAUUGUGGGGGCCCGGCUGCCAUUGGCGAGAUGUCGUUUGACGAGCAACACUUGAGGAUCGAGAACGUUCGCUUAAGAGAGGAAAUUGGUAGGAUUUCGGGUAUGGCUGCGAAAUACGUGGGGAAAUCGAUGCAAUUGUAUCCGCACCUCUCACCCGGCUCAUCAUCUCGUUCGCUUGAUAUUGGAGUUGAGAAUAAUUUUGGGCCGCAAUCUGGCAUGACGGGCGAGAUUGGUGUCGUUGAUCUUCUAAGGUCGGUAUCAGGCCCAAGUGAAGCCGAAAAGCCCGUGAUAAUCGAGCUGGCUGUUGCGGCUAUGGAGGAGCUAAUCCGGAUGGCCCAAAGUGGAGAGCCUCUUUGGAUCCCGACCAUCGAUCAUAAUUCUCUCGAGGCAUUGAACGAGGAGGAGUACGUAAGGGUUUUUCCGAGAGGGAUCGGGCCUAAGCCUUUAGGGUUUAAGUCCGAGGCCUCUCGCGAGUCGGCUAUCGUGAUAAUGAAUCACAUGAACUUGGUGGAGAUAUUCAUGGAUGUGAAUCGAUGGUCGAGCAUGUUUUCGUGUAUCGUUUCUAGAGCGACGACUUUGGAGGUUUUGUCAACCGGCAUGGCGGGUAACUAUGAUGGAGCUCUACAAGUGAUGAACGCCGAGUUCCAAGUCCCUUCUCCAUUGGUCCCGACUCGCGAGAACUACUUUGUGAGGUAUUGCAAACAACAUGGGGAUGGGACUACUUGGGCAGUUGUCGAUGUUUCGUUAGACAACAUUCGUCCCAACUCGAUCUCGAGGUGCAGGAAAAGGCCCUCGGGCUGCCUCAUUCAAGAAUUGCCCGAUGGCUACUCAAAAGUCACUUGGGUCGAACAUGUGGAGGUGGACGAUAGAGCGGUCCACAACAUCUACAAGCCGCUCAUCAGCUCGGGUACCGCAUUUGGGGCGAGACGUUGGGUGGCUACACUCGACCGACAAUGUGAGCGCUUGGCGAGAAGUGGGCCCGACGAUGUUCGGGUCAUGACCCGGAAAAGCAUGGACGACCCGGGCAGGCCUCCGGGAAUCGUGCUAAGUGCCGCAACUUCCUUCUGGCUCCCGGUGCCCCCCAAAAGGGUGUUCGAUUUCUUGCGCGACGAAAACUCGAGGAGCGAGAGCGCGAACUCGAGCCAGAGCAACAUGUUGAUACUCCAAGAGAGCUGUGUGGACCCCACGGGCUCGUACGUGAUCUAUGCCCCAGUCGACAUCAUUGCCAUGAACGCAGUCCUUAGCGGUGGGGACCCAGACUAUGUGGCCCUCCUUCCAUCGGGCUUCGCCAUACUGCCCGAUGGGCCAGGUGGCGGGCCGAGCACGGGCUCUGAAGUCGGGUCUGGUGGGUCCCUGUUGACUGUCGCAUUCCAGAUAUUGGUCGACUCAGUCCCAACUGCCAAGCUCUCUCUGGGUUCGGUGGCUACGGUCAAUAGCCUCAUAAAGUGCACGGUUGAGAGGAUUAAGGGCGCCGUUUUGUGCGAAGCCUCGUGAAAUGACUGAAAGGGGCAUCGUGUUCGGGUAAUGUAAUUGGGGUUUCGGAAAUGAAUUGUUGUUUUUUGUUGUGGUCGUGAUCCUUGCCGUGUGGUGAAUGAAUCAGAGAAGGGUAAAUCUGGACUUUCACCAGCCUGCAAGGGUUUACCUUUUUUUUACGGUUCGUAUAUUACUAUUGACUCGGCCGUCCAUUUCAUUUUAAUAUCAAAGCAAACGAAAGACUUUGAAUUAGUGAUUUGUAAUUUGUAUGAGACAUUGAGUACUUCGACAUGUAUUUGGUUUUGUUUUAGCGUCCAAUGAUGGGCUGUGAUUAGUUUAAUUACAUUUUCUUUGGCAUUGCAUUAGGUCUCUGGAUUUUGGGGAUAUGCUAUAUAUGUAUUGGUGUGGUUCAUAUGAGCUGUUUUCUUACAAGUGAGUUGUUUUUGUUCAUAUGUAUCUG
Molecule: messenger RNA, 2794 nt
Organism: Striga asiatica
Lineage: Eukaryota; Viridiplantae; Streptophyta; Magnoliopsida; Lamiales; Orobanchaceae
Source: the annotation of a GenBank genome assembly